Messenger RNA from Patella vulgata (common limpet), 5072 nucleotides. Its product is annotated as synaptotagmin-7. Bases 344 to 1801 code for a protein of 485 amino acids. Lineage: Eukaryota; Metazoa; Mollusca; Gastropoda; Patellidae. The record is from RefSeq and is a predicted model, not a curated record. Gene Ontology annotation, molecular function: calcium ion binding; phosphatidylserine binding; calcium-dependent phospholipid binding. The transcript has 9 exons. Gene Ontology annotation, biological process: vesicle fusion; regulation of calcium ion-dependent exocytosis; calcium-ion regulated exocytosis. Gene Ontology annotation, cellular component: axon; synapse; membrane.
AAUUUGUAGUGGUGUGUAUGGGAAGUACCUUUAAUCAUAACCUUUUAUAACUAUAGUAUUUCUCAAUAUAUAAUAACAUUGACAAACAAUAGAAGCCAUGUCUAUAUUAGUCUAAUGUUGAAUAUUAUGAAAUACACAGAACUGUAUUAUUGUACAAGGACUCACAUACAGUGUUAUUACAUUGUGUGAUAAGCAAGGAUUAACUCAGAAACUUUUUUGUUAAAUGAUUAGUAGAUGUAGUUGAAGUAUUGUGAGGAGUUGACAUGGUUUGUUCUGAUGGUAUGCUAUAUAGAUAAAGUGUGGAGUAGUUUUGAUGUGAUAGUGUGGAUGAUACACAAAUAUAAUGGCUAUUAUAACAGCCAUGGAAGAUACAACUCAAAUCAUCCUGGUGAUCGUGUGUUCUUUAGGAGCGGUCAUGGGGCUAGUUAUGGGUAGUGUUGUCUGCUCAUGGUGCUUUGGUAAAAAGAAAAAAGGCGAAGAUAGUGAUGAAGAGGCUUUGGCGAGGAAAAUUAAAACUGGGAAUUCUUUAGAUGAGGAAUCUGGGGAUACAACAAGAUUUAAAUCAGAAGGUUCACAAUCAUUCCAGCAGACGCCAGGAUCACCGGCCAUUACCAGAAAUACAAUCAAUAACAGCAGUAGCAACCACAGUAAUGGUGGUAUUUUGAAUGGAGUAUUAAAGAGAUUUGAGCGUCCCGAAAGAAAGAUGGUGACUGAGCACGUUCAGCCUAACGUUACUUCUCAGACGGCGUUAAAUCAACAGCUAGGUUUACAGAAAGAAUCUUAUAAUACAAUGGGUAUUACCAGGGGAUUAAGUUUAAGCAGUCAGAGUCGUUCAGCUUCAGAAGAGGAGGAAUCAUCGAGUGUUUGGAAAAAUGUGAAAAGUAUCGCCACAUUAUUAAUGGACGAACCUCCUCCAGAACCUACUACAGGGCCUAUAGUGGAUGGAGUGGAUUUUAAACUUGGAAAACUUCAAUUUGGACUAGCUUAUGAUUUUCAAUCAUUGACAUUAUCAUUACGGAUAAUCCGUGCCACUCAAUUACCUGCUAAAGAUGUUACUGGCACCAGUGAUCCAUAUGUCAAAAUUGUUUUAUUACCAGAUAAAAAACAUAAACUUCUUACAAAAGUGAAAAAAAGAAAUUUGAAUCCUCACUGGAAUGAGUGUUUUCUGUUUGAAGGAUGGCCACAUAAUAAACUACUAGAGAAAACCCUGUAUCUUCAAGUUAUAGAUUACGAUCGAUUCAGUCGAGAUGAUCCUAUUGGAGAGACCUAUGUUCCUCUUAAUGAGAUUGACCUGUCACAAUCUCCUGUGUUUUGGAAGUAUUUACAGCCUUGUAAAGAUUCCAGGGGUAAAUUAGGAGAGUUAUUAUUAUCUCUAUGUUAUCAACCUAAUAUUGGUAGAUUAUCUGUUAUUGUUAUGAAAGCUAAAGAACUUAAAGCCAAAGAUAUAACUGGAACAUCAGGUUUUUUUCGUACACGUAACAAAUGUGAAAGUUCUGAUCCCUAUGUCAAAAUUUGGCUGUCGUUUGGUCAAAAUAGAGUAGAGAAGAAGAAAACUACCAUUAAGAAGCGAACAUUAAACCCUGUUUUUAAUGAAUCUUUUAUAUUUGACAUUCCGUGGGAGAAACUACGUGAAGCCUCUCUAGAAGUUACUUGUAUGGACUUUGAUAAAGUGGGGCGUAACGAGCUCAUAGGUAAAGUGAUUCUAGGUGGCAGAAGUGGUCCCAUGGAAACCAGACAUUGGAAUGACAUGGUUUCAAAACCAAGACAACAAGUGGCCCAAUGGCACCUCUUGAAAGAUUGAUUGGAAAUGUGAUUGCUUUAGUUUUUUGUGUAAAUUAAAAAUCAAAAAAGUUAAUGAUGGUGGUAAAUGGAUAUUAAAUCUAGACUUUUUAAGGACAUUGAUACAAAGAUAUGAAAUCUUACUCAACUUCUUUGGAAGAAAAAGAGAGCAACUGUUUUAUAUAUAAUAGUGGAAAGUACAAUGUAAAAAAAAAUGACCAAACACAGUGCUUGCUAGCUACCUGGACCAACUAUUGUAUACUGUGAAUUCUUUGUUAAAGGAUAUAUUUUUUGGAUAGCUAGCUUACUGUGUGGUAAAUCCCUUCAAUUAGUAGAUGAAGUUGAACAAUUAUCAUGAUGGAUCUAUAGUGACUAAAAUAAUUACUAUAGAUUAAUAUAAAGUAUCGUUGUUAAUGUUAAACGGAAGAAAAACAUGUUCUAGAACACCUCUAUUCUGGACAAGUUAUUUACCGUAAUUAAGUGCAUGAAGAAAAUUGUAUAAAUAGGUGUUGAUAUUGCUGAAAAAAGAAAUAUGUUCAGUAACAAAAAGUUUAUAUAAAUAUGAAUUAAAUGUAUGUAAUGUACAUUUUGAUUGUUGUUAUUAAAAACAUGACUUGUGUAUCAAUAGCCAAUAAUUUCAUAAUGAAUUAAGUGUUCAAUGUAGUUUGUACUGUAUAACAAAAUAUUGUGAUGUAACUCAUUGUGUAUGAUAACUUCAUUAACAACAUGUUGCAGAGUAACAGCAUUAAGUUAUUUUUUGUUUUCUGAAUGAAACCAUCCACUUGUGAGUUUGGUGACUGUUCCUGAUAAGUUAAGAAUGUUUUUAAAUUUGAUGUAAUUAAAAUACUAAAAUCUAAAAAAUUUCUUAGGAAACUCUGCUCCAAGUAAAAUUGACUUUUUUUCGUUUAAUGUUUACAUGAUUUUAUCAACUGUAAGAAAUUACAAUAUUAAUUCAAUGCAUAAUAUGGUAAUACUAAACUUUACUAAUUUAAGUGGAACCAUUAUGGAAAGAAAUAUAUCACAUGACCAAAACCGUCCCCUAUGAAUUUAAAAAUCUUGAUAUAAUGAUCACAAAAAAUUUGAUUUUUGUUUUAUAGUAUUUUGGUUGCUGUCAACAUUGAAUCAAUACACCAAUUAAUAUAAAUAAUCAUUCCUGUCAACAUGUAAUUGAAGAAUUUUGUUAAAUAAGAAUGAAUCUUAUUUGUCUAAGGCGGGAUGAUGGGGGUUUUGCUUAGUUGUUUUCCCUUAUAUACAAAACCAUUUUGUUUGAUAUAAAAAGUUCAAUUAACUGUACUUUUACAUACAUAUAUUGGACAAUUUAUUAAAUAUAAAUAUACAAAUGCAAGUCUACAAUGGUCACAAUUUGUAAAACAUAAUGUGUUUUGAGAUUUUAGUGCCCUUAAAAUUGUUAUUAAUAUUGUCAAGAAGUGGAUAUUUUAUUCAAAUGAAUUUUAUUUAUUGUUAUUUUAGACUUGAUUGUCUCGUCCGGACUUUCCACAAGAAACAAGUUAUAUAAAUAUAUAUGACAAAAACAGUACACCACACACAUAUAUAUCUCCAGGUGUGGGUGAUCUGCAUGGCAUUGAUGCCAUGAUUGGUUAUGUAAAGUUGCAAUAGGUCCUUAGGGUAUACUGUACAAAGAAUUCUAGUAAUUUAUUCUUUUUAUUUAGUUUCAUUUAACUUUUUUGGUAAAUUAAUAAUCUGUUAUUUUGUUUUGUUUUAAUUAAAUGAAAUUAAUUUUGUAUUGUUGAUUUUUACUUUUAAUAACUUGCAUGCUUAUUUUUUUUUUAGUAAGCUUAAUAUUCGAAACUGUGUGACAAAUUUCUGAGUUAAUGGCAAGCAUGCAUAGUAGAUUUGGUUGAUUUUAAUUUUAUAAUUGCUUAACAUAGUAACAGUUGAAGUUUGAUUUGAUUUUUGCUACUCACAAAUGGAAUAUAAAAAAAUCAUUUGUGUGCUAUCCAUAAUGAGUUAGAAAUGUGAAAUUGUGAACAAGAGCAUAAUAUGAAUGACUAACAUACAACUCAUAUUUAACAGCACAGUUUGUAGGCUACAUCCAAAAACAAUUAUUGGAUCAGCAAUAGCAGGCACACACUGAUCAGCAGUGAAUAUUCACUAGGCUGCCACAAUCACUGAUAAGGAUGACAUCGCAUCUGAUGCGGCUUAUUGAGCCCCAAAUAUUAACUUUAUUCCUCCGACAAAUUAAAUUCUAAAACAUUCUUUUAUGUAUUAGAAAAAUAAAUAAAGACGUUUGAAGUAUUUGUAGGUAAAAAUUAUUUCCUAUUUUAGUGUAAAUGGGUAUUAAAAUGAGUAAAAGACACCAUUCUGUAUGAACCAGUAAUGUCUUAUGUAAACAAUGCAUGUGCCAUUGAGCCAAUGAUUGACACCGCGUGAUGUGAUGUCAUGUGUUGAAGGCAGUCAUCUUUUACAGAGAUAUUAGAAGACUUUCGUAAUCCUCUAUGAAACAGAUUGUAGCAGGCAGUGUGUGGUCUAAGAGGAGGUAAUGACUGGUUUUAAAAUACAGAUGUGACGUCAUCCUCUGAUGUUGGCAGGAUGACGUAUCAUUAUUUCAAAUAAUGGUACGGGCAAUGUGCCAAGCGUACAUUAUUUAUACGAGUUGAAAUUUUGGACCUGCCUUACGCAAGACAUUGCGUAAUAUAUGGAUAUAGCUCUUGUGCAAUAUCAAAAUAUUACUUUAUGUCCGGCACUUGACCAUGAAACAACUUAAAAUACAGACACUAUCCAGCACCUGCAUUUCAAUCUGAGUGUUGUAUCAAUAUAUUACACAUUGUCUUGCUGGAGACCUUAAAAAUUAAACAACUUAACAGUCAAAUAUUUUCUACCAUCUUGUAUAAAUAAUAUAUGAUUGGCACAGUGCAUGCCAUUAUUUGAAAUAAUGGUACACAUAACAUUAAGAUGUCAUCACACCCUGUAUUUUAAAACUUGUUAAUAAACCUCUAAUAACACAUAGUCCAUGGUUUGGUACAUGUUGAUUAACAAUGGCUUCUGUGGUCAUGAUAUGGUCAAACCAAAACUAUGGUGUAAGUAGUGUCUCUUUAUUCCUAAAGCAUUCCAUCAUCAGUUAAUAAGCUGAGAAUACUGGUAACUGUUGCUUCAGGAAUAUGUAGUAUCUCAUGUUUUUGUUUUAAGACCUGACUUAUUAUAUAUGUAUAUUAUACACUAAUGUUGUGAUGAAGAAUGUUGUUGUUAUAAAAUCACACUAUUAAAUAUAAAUUGUUGACAAUCAAUAUAUUUUACAUUAAAAUGACAAAUAAAAUUCUUUAUGGAAAUAUAUA